Phaeoacremonium minimum UCRPA7 is the source of this 2223-nucleotide messenger RNA. RefSeq names its product putative catalase 1 protein. Gene Ontology annotation, biological process: hydrogen peroxide catabolic process; response to oxidative stress. Gene Ontology annotation, molecular function: heme binding; catalase activity. Gene Ontology annotation, cellular component: cytosol. The record is from RefSeq and is a predicted model, not a curated record. Lineage: Eukaryota; Fungi; Ascomycota; Sordariomycetes; Togniniales; Togniniaceae. Bases 1 to 2223 code for a protein of 740 amino acids. The transcript is spliced from 2 exons.
AUGGCCUCUAUCAUUCCCGAUACUGUGAAGAAAGCACAGCAGAUCAUCAUGGGUUCCCAAGGCGACAAGCUCGCCGACCUUCAGGCCAGCACCAAGGAGCCGACCAAGGACACACGCAUCACAUCCGACUAUGGCGUCAAGCAGGAGAAUACUGAUCACUGGCUGAGCAUCACCAACGAGGACCACACCGGUCCGUCGCUGCUGGAGGACCCGUUCGGUCGGGAGAAGAUUCACCGCUUUGACCAUGAGCGAAUCCCCGAGCGUGUCGUCCAUGCCCGAGGAGCAGGUGCCUUCGGUCGCUUCACGCUAUUUGAGAGCGCCGAGGACGUCACCUUUGCCCCCGUUCUCACCGAUACGUCCCGCGAAACUCCCAUCUUCGUCCGCUUCUCGACCGUCCUCGGCAGCCGUGGUAGCGCUGAUACUGUAAGAGAUGUCCGCGGGUUUGCUGUCAAGUUCUACACGCAAGAAGGCAAUUGGGAUAUUGUGGGCAACAACAUUCCAAUCUUCUUCAUCCAGGAUGCUAUGAAGUUUCCAGAUCUCAUCCAUGCCGGAAAGCCAGAGCCGAACAACGAGGUCCCCCAGGCACAGACUGCACACAACAACUUCUGGGACUUCGUAUUCAAUCAUUCCGAGGCUACACAUAUGUACAUGUGGGCCAUGUCGGACCGUGGCAUUCCUCGCUCAUACCGCAUGAUUCAGGGGUUCGGCGUCAACACCUUUACCCUAGUCAAUGCAAAGGGAGAACGCUCCUUUGUCAAGUUUGUCUGGACUCCUGUGCUAGGAGUUCAUUCGCUCGUCUGGGACGAGGCUCUGAAGCUUGCUGGGCAGGACCCAGACUUCCACCGAAAGGAUCUUGGCGAGGCAAUUGACAAUGGUGCAUUCCCGAAAUGGAAAUUUGGCAUCCAAGUUAUCCCUGAGGCCCGGGAGCAUGAUUUCGACUUCGACAUUCUCGACGCUACCAAGGUGUGGCCCGAGGACCUUGUACCUACUCGGUACAUCGGUGAGCUAGAGCUCAACAGGAACGUCGACGAGUACUUCACACAGACUGAGCAGGUCGCGUUCUGCACUAGCCAUGUCGUUCCUGGCAUUGGGUUCUCCGAUGACCCUCUGCUGCAGGGCCGAAACUUCUCCUAUCACGACACCCAGCUGUCACGACUUGGAACGAACUGGCAGGAGCUGCCCAUCAACAGACCUGUGUGCCCUGUCAUGAACUUCAACCGCGACGGCGCUAUGCGACACACAAUUCACAAGGGAACAGUCAACUACUGGCCCAACCGCUACUCCGUGAACCCGCCCGCUACUCGUGAAGAGGGUGCAUAUCUUGACUACGCGCAGAAGAUUGCUGGCAUCAAGCAACGCACCAAGAGCAAGAAGUUCAAGGAGCAUUUCGCACAGGCACAGCUUUUCUUCAACAGCUUGUCACCUAUCGAGCAAAAGCAUGUCGCCGAUGCAUUGAGCUUCGAGCUCGACCACUGCGAGGACCCUGUUGUCUACGAGCGAAUGACACAGCGCUUGACGGAUAUUGACCUGGGUCUAGCACAGACUGUCGCAGAUAUGGUUGGCGGUGAGGCUCCACAGAAGGCUAGUCGACAAAAUGCCGGCCAAAAGGCCAAGGCCCUAUCACAAUUUGACUUCCCACCCGAAAAGCCCAGUAUCAUCUCUCGCCGUGUUGCCAUUAUCAUUGCCGAUGGAUAUGACCCUGUCUCCUUCGGUGCAGUAAAGACCGCGCUCGCGGCUGCCCAAGCUACUCCUAUUGUUAUUGGACCCAAACGUAAUGAGAUCUUUGCUGCAGGCCAGUCGUCGCAAAAGGGCAAGGGCGUCAUUCCUGAUCAUCACCUUGAGGGCUUCCGGUCCACAAUGGUUGAUGCGAUAUUUGUUCCUGGCGGGAAGCAGUCGAUUGACACAUUGUCCAAGAAUGGUCGUGCGCUACACUGGAUUCGAGAAGCAUUCGGUCAUCUCAAGGCCAUCGGUGGUACAGGCGAGGCUGUACAGCUAUUGAACACGGCUUUUGCUCUACCUGCUGUACAAAUCUCCAGUGGAUCCAAUGCCGUUGAGAGUUAUGGUGUUGUCACACUGCAAAGCGUCUCCCCUUCAAGCUUUGGCGAGGCCAUCAGCAUUGCCAAAGGCGCAACAGGCUUCUUGGAGCAGUUCUUCUUCUCCAUUGCUCAGCAUAGGAAUUGGGAUCGCGAGUUGGACGGUUUGAGCACUAUGGUAGCCUACUAA